Messenger RNA from Armigeres subalbatus, 588 nucleotides. RefSeq lists its product as uncharacterized. The record is from RefSeq and is a predicted model, not a curated record. Lineage: Eukaryota; Metazoa; Arthropoda; Insecta; Diptera; Culicidae. The transcript has 2 exons. The coding region runs from base 1 to 588 and encodes 195 amino acids.
AUGAAGGUGCGACAUCGCGUCGAGGCCAAAAUCAAGUCGCGAGUUUCACCAUUCUCGCAGAGGAUGGAGUUCCUCGUUCUUCUGACCGUUACGUCGAAUCUUCCAACUACAAGUGUCCGACGUGCAGAUUGGAAAAUAACCGAAGGUGUAGAACUGACAGAUCCAUCCUUCUUCGAAGCAGCUGCUGUCGAUCUGGUACUUGGUAUCCAACAUUCCUUUGAUCUCUUCAAAUCCAGAAAGGUUUCCUUGGGAAAUGGGCUCUCGACGUUAAACGAGUCUGUUUUUGACUGGAUUGAUUCUGGUGUGGUCAACGAUGCCGGUGCUGUAGUCCAACAAUCCUGCUACACAGCAAUGGCUACCGGUUUCGAUGAGCUGAUCAAUCGGUUUUGGAGCUGCGAAGAAUUGGAAACCAGCAACAACUAUUCCCCAGAGGAGCAUUUCAAACGAACCGUGCGGAGAUCCGAAAAUGGACGGUACCCCAGUACGUUGAUACUGCCGGCGAGUGAUAUUUCGCAUCUUGGUGAGUGUAUCAAUGGUCAGGGUGUUGCUUACUUGCUGGGCCUUUGGUACAUUCUGCUCGCGGGCUAG